AAUUCGCUACACGAUGCACGGCAUCUUGAGCAUCACAGCGUGGCUCUUGCUGUCAUGUCUUUGGGAAAAUGUCGUCUCUGCACAUGCCCCAACGCAAUGGCCUCUCCAAGAGACUUUCGCGAUACCCCCAAAAGAGAUUGCAGUCAUUGGAGGAGGAGCCGCAGGAACAAGCUUUGCCUAUUUCUUGAGUCAGUCAGAGCUACGAGACAAUGUCUCUAUUACGCUGUUUGAGGCCACAGGCCGGUUGGGCGGACGCGCCCUGUCCACCAGCGUGAACGGCACCAAGAUUGAAUUGGGUGCUUCCAUAUUCCUGACAGAGAACCAAAAUCUGUAUAAUGCCACACAGACAUUUAAUCUUUCAGUGUCAAUGCGGCCUGCCAAAUCCGCUUCCCGUCCCCCUUGGGCACUUUGGAACGGCGAUUCCUUUUCAUUCACAGCAUCUACAAGCCCUAGCAAAACUAUUGUUGAUAUGCUGUGGCGGUACGGGCUCGCUCCUUUGACAGUUCGGAGACUGGCGCGAGACGCAGCCAACAUUUUUGCUCAAGGAGCAUACGAUAGCAGCACAGCGCCUUUGUUUACGACAGUGGAUGAAUUGGUGGAUAUCCUUGGGCUGAAGGAAUACGUUGACGUUGAUGCCCGACAAUGGUUUGUCGACCGCAAGGGCAUUGGAGAAAAGUACAUACAAGAAAUUGUGCAAGCGGCAACUAGAGUCAACUACGCGCAAAAUCUUGAUUUGAACGCCAUAGCUGCGCUAGUCUGCAUGGCCGCAGCAAGCGGACAAGCAAUAUCGGUGGCAGAAGGCAAUGAACGCAUCUUCCAACACUAUGCCAAGGCAUCAGAGGCACAGAUUCAUCUGGACACUGCAAUUACCUCCAUUGAAAGGCUGUCUGCGCAAGAAAAGUAUGCUGUAACAAGCAAGGAUGGCUCAACAGCCCUCUUUGAUGCUGUCGUCCUUGCUGUUCCGUGGAGUAGUCCAAAUCCACCGUUAAAUCUCGUCAACCUCCGCACUCAGCCAUUUGUCAUCCCCUACAUUCAUCUUCACGUCACAAUCGUAACUGGAACUCUGCGUCCAUCGUACUUUAACCUCGCAUCCGGAUCCCCCGUCCCGGACACGGUCUUCACCGCUCCUAACCCGUCCAUUCCAUUCUAUUCCAUCUCCAUCCUCUCAGAAUUGCGAAACUCCUCUGACAGUAUCAUCAAAAUCUUUUCACCAAGCAAAAUGGAGGAUUCUUUGCUGACUGCAUUGUUUGAGAGCAUACAGGGCGAUGUCAUCCGAAAAGAGUGGGAUUCCUAUCCGGUGCUGACACCAAAGGAACGCACAGGCAUGCCGGUAGAGUUGGAUGAUGGAGCGUGGUUUGUAAAUGGAUUUGAGUCAGUGUUUUCAACCAUGGAGAGCGAGGUUGUGGUUGCAAGAAAGGUGGUGGGCCUGGUCGAAGACUGGAUUAAGAAGCGACAACCUUGAUAUUGUACGCCGAUGACAGGCCGAUUUGACAUUUUCUUCUAGUAUCUCCGCGCGUAUGUAGACAUACUCAUGUUUACAUAUUGAUGGGUCCAUCUGCCUUGGUGGAUAUCUACAUUAUACAAAGUGAGCCUUGUUGUCACAUUUAUUGUUAUGGA
This is a messenger RNA of Spizellomyces punctatus DAOM BR117, 1617 nucleotides long. RefSeq lists its product as uncharacterized. The record is from RefSeq and is a predicted model, not a curated record. Gene Ontology annotation, biological process: prenylated protein catabolic process; prenylcysteine catabolic process. The coding region runs from base 14 to 1462 and encodes 482 amino acids. The transcript is spliced from 4 exons. Gene Ontology annotation, molecular function: prenylcysteine oxidase activity. Lineage: Eukaryota; Fungi; Chytridiomycota; Chytridiomycetes; Spizellomycetales; Spizellomycetaceae.